GUUCGGGUGUGACGUACAUAUUAUGCGACCUUUUUGUGGACGAACUAAUGCCGUUCGUAUGAAGUUAGCCAGAAAGCUAAUGUUUUCUGUUAUCUUUGUGCAUGAAGCUCACCAGACAAAACCGUUUUCUCAUCUCUGAAUAAUGCUGUCAACAUGUCUGACCUGUGUUGCAGUCCCACCCACAGGAUGAUUGACAUAGAGAGAGGUGUUGGUGAUGCUGGCACUGAUGAACCCAGCAGUAAAAACAAAGAGCUGGAGAAAAAGAAGAGGUCCCGGGUCAAACAGUUGCUGGGUGACGUGAAGAGGCAGGUGGAGUUCUGGUUUGGAGAUGUCAACAUGCACAAGGAUCGCUUCCUCAGAAAACUCAUUGAUGAGUCAGAUGAUGGAUAUGUUGAUUUAUCUGUGUUGGCAAGCUUUAACAAAAUGAAGAAGCUGACAAGUGACACAAAGCUGAUCGCUAGAGCUCUAAAAAAUUCAUCCACGGUGGAGGUUAACCUGGAAGGGAAUAAGGUUAGGCGCCAGUUUCCUAUCGGAGACAUCCCAAGUGACGUGGACAGCCGUACAGUCUAUGUGGAACUUUUGCCCAAGGAUGUGAAUCACAGCUGGAUCGAGAGGGUGUUCACAAAAUGUGGGAAUGUUGUCUAUGUUAGCAUCCCGAGAUACAAGACGUCUGGAGACCCAAAGGGAUUUGCCUUUGUAGAGUUUGAGAGGGAGGACGAGGCACAGAAAGCUAUAGAGAUGCUGAACAACCCCCCCGAAGACGCUCCCAGGAAACCCGGAAUUUUCCCCAAAACAAAGAACAAGAAGCCCCUCCUUCGGCCAAGUGAUGAUCCACCAGCAGGUGAAGAAGAGGAGAAGAAAAAGAAAAAGAAGAAGAAGAAGAAAGACGGCACCACCCAACAGAUCCCCGCUGAAGAAUCAAAAGAGCAGGUGAUGGAAGCAGAGCCGUCUGAGCAAAAGAGGAAGCGCUCCACAGCAGGGGUAUUUGAAGCAGAGGCCACUAGCACUCAGAAAACACCUGGCAAAGUGUCAGAUAAAAAAAGACGACGAUCGCAAACAACAGAGGGAAGCGAGAGUGAAGUGCCGUCAAAGAUGAGAAGGGCGAGUGAAAGUGAAGGUGUCGAGCAGGGGAAUGUGACAAAGACUUACCCGUCUACCCAGAGCGACUCGGAGAGGACUGUUGAGGAAGGGAAUGAAAACAGAGAUGAUUCUACCGUGAAAGCAAAGAGGAAGCGAAAAAAGAAACACAAGGAGAAACUGAAAAUUGGAGAGGAAGUCAUCCCACUCAGGGUCCUUUCAAAGAAGGAGUGGCUCGUGUUGAAGGAUGAGUAUCUUACCUUACAGAAGCGCAGCAUGAAGUCCCUGAAGAAGUGCAUGACGAAGAUUGACCACAAGGAGCCAGAGAGUGUCAUGGACACAGACAAUGAUCCUAAAGGUGGAAAUAUUGAGAAAUGUAACAAAAGCGAAAAGGCAACUAACCAUGGCCCUCAGUUUACCAGCGGUGUCAUCAUAAAGAUCACAGACAACAAGCCGCUACCAGGAAGGAAGAUCAUUAAGGAUGGUCUGUGCAAAGUCUCACCUGUAGCGUACGUCGACAUCCUGGAUGGAGAUGCAGAGGGUUACGUCCGCUUCCACAGCCCAGAGGAAGCUAAAGCAGUCAGUGAUGCUCGAACAGAGAUACAGAGGGAGCACAGCUGGAAGCUUGAGAUUCUCUCAGGUGAUAAUGAACAAAGGUACUGGCAGAAAAUCCUUGUGGACCGCCAAGUCAAACUGAAUCGUCCAAGAGAGAAGAAGCGGGGCACAGAGAAGCUCAUAUCAAAAGCAGAAAAAAUCAUCAUCGCUCGGGCCAAAGAGGCUAACAAGCACAUCCGUUUCCAAGAAGACUGACCGCUGCUGAAACCACCUGAAAUGUGGGCUGAAGUAGACUUAACAUGAUGUAAUUUGAAGGGGAGAGGCUGUGUUUAUUUGUUAAUAGCUAAAGGAGAUCUGAAUGGAACCUGGAACAGGGGUAAACUUGUCAAAAUGUCCCCCUUUCAUUUCUUUUAAAUGUUUGCACUGGAGCCCCUUAGGUUAUGUGGAGCGCUGGUUUGCAUUUUGACAGUUUAAAAAAAAUUAUUUUUUAAAUUGAUAACUUUUGUUUUUAUUUUCGAAGAAGACUCUGUAUAGCAUGUAAAUAUGAUCAUUUGAAAGUUCUCCCAAUCAAGACAAGUCAGGGCAUUUCCUUUUGAAGAAAUUUGCCUUUUUGUUUUUUAAUAAAUUAUCAUAAUUUGAUACAA
Notolabrus celidotus (New Zealand spotty) is the source of this 2276-nucleotide messenger RNA. RefSeq names its product La ribonucleoprotein 7, transcriptional regulator (gene larp7). The record is from RefSeq and is a predicted model, not a curated record. Gene Ontology annotation, molecular function: mRNA binding. The coding region runs from base 154 to 1887 and encodes 577 amino acids. Gene Ontology annotation, biological process: RNA processing. The transcript has 13 exons. Lineage: Eukaryota; Metazoa; Chordata; Actinopteri; Labriformes; Labridae. Gene Ontology annotation, cellular component: nucleus.